GGAAAGAUUAGAGAAAGGGAAAGAUACUGAUGAUGUAACACCAUUCAACAGGUGAGUGGAGGAGGAGAGAGGGCAUGACAGUAUACCCUGGCUGCCUGGACAUAUAUAAAAGCGGUGUUAACGAGGUUUGGGCCAAGUCUUCCCCCAGCAGCGCCUUCUACAGUAUAUACACAAGCCUCGUGGACGGUGAACAUGACCACUGUGACGACCACCACCUUCCUGCUGGGUGGCGGCGUGGCGGCCCUGGCAGGUGGGGCGGCCCUGGCGGGAGCUAUAGGUCUGGGACUGGCGGGCCUCGCGAAGAAGCUUGUCCUCAAUAAGGAAAAUGGCGGCGGUGGUUACGGUGGCGGCGGAAAAGGUGGAAAAGGCGGCGGCGGUGGAAAAGGUGGUGGGGGUGGAGGUGGAAAAGGUGGUGGUGGAGAUGGCCACGGUGGAAAAGGUGGUGGUGGCGGCUACAAACGACGUAGCAAGAGAAGCAACGGCAGCAGAAGCAGCAACAGCGGCAGCAGGAGACUACAAACACGAUCGGAGGAGGAGAGGACCUCCCUGGAGAAGCUGCUGCAGGUGAUCCGGGCCCAAGACGUGACGGGGUGUGGCCUGAGGUUCUUGUGUGACCUUGGUGGUGUGAGGGACGACCACCUCACUGACGAUGAACGAGCAAUUCUCAACCUGGUGGGACCAUCGGUGAGACCCGGGGAGGGACUACUACCCCCUGGGGCUACUGGGGACUACCUGGCAGCUAAGAGUCUGGGUGCAGCUGGCGGGGACUGUGGCCGAGCCUUCCCAGAGUGUCCCCUGGGUGGUACACAGCUCAUGGACCAGGUUAUGGCCUACCUACCCUAAUAAAUAAGUACUGGAACAAUGCUGCUUCUAGACCCGGGUGUAAUACGAGUCUCCACUUAAACCAUCGGUGAGUCUCUGUAAUCUCCUGAGUAUGAUGACUUAAACCCCUAAAUAACAAUAUCAUCGUACUGAAGGGGUUUAAACCAACGUUGAUAAUGUGCUUUACAGAAUCUAAUAAACACAAACUGAAGGGAACAUCAACAAACCAUUUAGCAUAAAGGAAGGUUAGUAGAAGUAGGUAUUUUAUAAUGAUUUCAAACAUCAUCCAUAACCCUUUGAGGACUGGUUUAACCCUUUGAGGACUGGUUUAACCCUUUGGGGGCAUUGGUUUAACCCUUUGGGGAUGAUUGCUUAACCCUUUCAAGACUAUGCUAUGUUUUAACCCUUUGAGGCCCAUAGUUUAACCCUUUGAGGACUGGUUUAACCCUUUGGGGGCAUUGGUUUAACCCUUUGGGGGCAUUGGUUUAACCCUUUGGAGAUGAUUGCUUAACCCUUUCAAGACUAUGCUAUGUUUUAACCCUUUGAGGCCCAUAGUUUAACCCUUUGAGAUCCAUGGUUUAACCCUUUGAGGUCCAUGGUUUAACCCUUUAGAGAAGAUGAUUUAACCCUCCAGGACUCGAAGGGUUAAGUUAACACUAAGAUUAAGAAAAGCUGUUCAGAAUAUGUGACAGUAAUCUUUCAUCUUUCCUAAAUAGCGUAAGCACCUAGUAAACAUUAGCUCAGCGACUGGUAGACUACGAGUGUUGGGUCUGGGUUGUGGACAGGUGUGUGUACAUUUGGUCGCCAACAUGAGAUUGACAAGACGAAAUUGGGCACAGGGAUCCGACUCUGGUGGUGUGUGGCCGUGUUCACUCGACCGGUGUUUCCUCUUGUUCACAUGUUGGCAAUAAAAUGUACGCACUUAUGGACGCACCUUGAGACGUGGUCAGGUGUGUUCAUUUACCUUUCACCUGUCGAGAAGAGGCCUUUUGUAUUGUUAGUUAAGUGUUUAGUGUAAUAUAUGUAUGUAAUGCUAGUUAACUAAUAUGUGUAUGUGAUGAUAGUUAACUAAUAUAUGUAUGUAAUAUGCUAGUUAACUAAUAUGUGUAUGUAAUAUGCUAGUUAACUAAUAUGUGUAUGUAAUGCUAGUUAACUAAUACAUGUAUGUAUUGCUAGUAAAGUCUUUUUGAUGGGUUGCUAUUAACUAUUUUCUGCAUGUAAUACUAGUUGUCUAUCUACCGCAUGUACUGUACUACUAAUUAAGAAUAUUGUAUUUUCAUGAAUUAGUUAAUUAUUUUGUCUAAUUAUGAAUCAUUAGUCGUAACAUUUUGUCCUAGGUGGCGCCAUCUGUAAACAAAAAAAGUGUACUAACUAAUGAUAGAAUAAAACACAUGACAAUAA
This is a messenger RNA of Homarus americanus (American lobster), 2223 nucleotides long. Its product is annotated as DEAD-box ATP-dependent RNA helicase 12-like. The transcript is spliced from 5 exons. Bases 193 to 843 code for a protein of 216 amino acids. NCBI's taxonomy places the organism in Eukaryota, Metazoa, Arthropoda, Malacostraca, Decapoda, Nephropidae. The record is from RefSeq and is a predicted model, not a curated record.